AUGGUGGAUGCCACCACAGUCGUCGAACGGGAGCAAUGGUCCUCUUGGGCCGAUUUCAUCAUGAGCUGUAUCGGCUACGCGAUCGGACUCGGCAACGUGUGGCGUUUCCCAUAUUUGUGCUAUCAGAAUGGCGGAGGCGCUUUCCUCAUUCCAUAUUGCAUUUCAUUGGUCUUCUGCGGUGCGCCGCUUUUCAUUUUGGAAACAUCAUGGGGACAGCUUCUGUCGGUUGGAGGACUCGGCAUGUUCAAGAUUUGUCCAAUCUUCAAAGGCGUUGGAAUUGCUGCCGCUGUAAUGGCUUUCUGGCUUAACAUUUACUACAUCGUCGUCCUCAGCUGGGCUGCAACCUAUCUGUACAACUCGAUUCGUCUUGAUGACAAUGUUCCAUGGCGCAACUGUGACCAUCCAUGGAACACCCCUCGCUGCCGGUCUGAAUACGAGAAAAUCCCGUGCGAUAGCAAUCGGACAAUCGCUGAGUUCUUCAAUGUUAAGGUUCUGACCGCUGAGCAUCUACUCGAAUACAAAAAACAAUUUUUCGUUGGUGCCAAAGCGAAUUUCACGGUUUGCAGUGCUGCUGAUCUGUCGGUUGUGUCUCCUGUCAAAGAGUUUUGGAAUCAUCGCGUUCUUGGUAUCUCUGCCGGACUCGAUCAUCCCGGAGGUCUUCGAUGGGAUCUCGCGUUUUUCUUGCUACUCGUCUGGAUUGUCUGCUACCUUUGCAUCUUCAAAGGAGUCAAAUGGACAGGAAAGGUCGUCUACCUCACCGCUUCGUUCCCAUAUAUCAUGCUGUUCUGUCUCUUGAUCCGCGGACUCACCCUACCAGGCGCAGGAGUUGGACUCGAGUUCUAUCUGAAACCCGAUUUUUCGAAACUGCUAGAAUCAAAAGUUUGGGUCGAUGCUGUAACUCAAGUGUUUUUCUCAUACGGUCUCGGAUUAGGAGCUCUCGUUGCAUUGGGAAGCUACAACAAAUUCAAUAAUAAUGUCUACAAGCAAGCACUUACUGUCUGCUUUGUAAAUAGUGGAACAUCGGUGUUCGCCGGUUUCGUUAUUUUCUCAUUCAUCGGAUUCAUGGCAACUCAACAAGAAAAAUCGGUGGCCGAAGUUGCUCAAGCUGGACCAGGUCUCUUGUUUUUGGCCUAUCCUUCUGGAAUCCUACAACUUCCAUACACCCAAUUUUGGUCGUGCCUUUUCUUUUUGAUGGUAUUGUUCCUAGGAGUGGAUUCACAGUUUUGCACAAUGGAAGGCUUCUUCACCGCGAUUAUUGAUGAGCUUCCGCAUUUAAUUCGUGGUCGAAAAUACGGACGAGAGAUUUUUGUCGGAAUUAUUUGUUUCAUUUCUUACAUUGUCGGUCUUACCACUGUCACCGAAGGAGGAUUCUAUGUGUUCCAAUUGUUCGAUUUUUACGCCGCCUCAGGAUGGGCUCUUCUUUGGCUCUUGUUCUUCGAAUGUAUUGCCAUUUCUUGGAGUUUAGGAAUUGAUCGUUGGUAUGAGCACAUGAAAAGCAUGAUUGGAUACUACCCGAGCAGAUGGUGGAAAUUCUGCUGGGUGUUCGCAACACCAUCGGUUUGCUUUGGAGUCCUUCUGUUCGGUCUCAUUAAGUACCAACCUCUGCGUAUCGAUGCCUAUGAUUACGACUAUCCCUUCUGGGGUCAUGUCUUCGGAUGGUUCUUGUCGCUUUCUUCAAUGCUUUGCAUCCCUGGAUACGCAAUCUAUCUCUGGAUCGUAACACCUGGAACAUUCCAGGAAAAAGUGAAACUCCUCUGUCGGCCUGACAUUGAGAUUCCAGGAGUAUCUGAGAACAUUGAGCUUGUCGAUGAUUGCCAUAAUAUUUAG
Caenorhabditis bovis is the source of this 1827-nucleotide messenger RNA. Lineage: Eukaryota; Metazoa; Nematoda; Chromadorea; Rhabditida; Rhabditidae. The record is from the annotation of a GenBank genome assembly.